GCGCCAGGUGGAACUGUCACACCUAAGUCACUUGCUACAUCUCAAGCGUUACUCACCUGUGACAGUUGACAGCGAACAUGGACCUCAUUAAAGACCAGUGGUUCACGGAAUUAUCCCCACUGUGGCCCGGCCAAGCUACCAGCCUGCAGGUGGAGGAGGUCCUCUACCACAAGAAAUCCAAAUAUCAAGAUGUCAUGGCCUUCAAGAGGUGAGCGUCUAGCAGUCUCCUUAGACAUUUUUUUAAUGUUUGUGUUCCAGUGAGACUUUUACAUUGCAGAUGAAGGAUAUCAAUUGCCUGCAUAAAAACUAUUAUCAUCCCAUAGCAAUGUAAGAGCAGCAUAAGGAUCUUGAGUUUCUGAAAUGGUUCUCUGGGCAAGCCAUUAGAUCUUUCCAAAGCCUUAUCAGCAGCUGAUCCCUAGUGGUUAUUCCGUGCAAAACAGAGAGUUAUCCAUGACAACUUAAUAAGAAUCAGGGUUACCAAACUUUGACAGUUUGAUGUGAACGUGUGCUUUUGUUUGCUGCAGCAUCCUGUUCAUAAGAUUAUAGAUAGUAGCAUGUAAGACAUGUAGACCCUUAGACUUAGUUAAGUUUAGGGUGCAUAUUUUUUCUAUUGUACCUCUUUAACUUCUCUGUAACUUUUCAGCACACACUACGGCAAUGUCUUGGUGUUGGAUGGAGUGAUACAGUGCUCUGAAAGGGAUGAAUUUGCAUAUCAGGAGAUGAUGGCAAACCUCCCCCUCUACAGCCACCCCUGCCCCAGGAAGGUAUCAGUCUCAUUGAUUUGCUCCAAAAUGUGUGGAUCUGCAUUGAUGCUAAACCUCUCAGCACGUCAUGCUUUCUUGACACCAGAUCAUUUCCUUUUUUACAGGUGCUAAUUAUUGGAGGAGGCGAUGGUGGUGUUGCAAGAGAAGUUGUGAGACACCCGCUGGUGGAGGAGGUGGUUCAGUGUGAGCUCGACGAGGUUCGAAAACACCACUGUUGAGAUCUAUCUUCUCACUUAAGCAUACAUAAUAUACGUAUGUCUUCUAUUUUAUCAGAGUACACCCACUCAUAUUUUCACUGAUCUGUCUGCUGUACAGGAUGUUGUCAAUGUAGCAAAGGAGUUCCUCCCAGGGAUGGCUCAAGGGUUUUAUAGUCCCAAGCUCACCCUGCACAUUGGAGAUGGAUUUGAAUUCCUGAUGCAGAAUGAGGAUUCCUUUGAUGUCAUUAUAACUGACUCCUCAGACCCUGUUGGUAUGUGCUUUUGUAGUUAGAAUAAUGUUUUUGCAGUUGUCGCAUAAGAAAUUCCUGUUCUGAGCUCUGUUUUUUUUUUGUUGCAGGACCUGCCGAGAGUCUUUUUCAGGAGCCUUACUAUCAACUUUUGAAGUCAGCUCUGAAAAGCGAUGGAAUUCUUUGCUCUCAGGGUAAAAUACUGUAAUUCCUUUUUAUUUUAUUACGCUUUCAUAAGGGUAUUGGUGACUUUAGGACAGCACUGACUUGACUCACUGAAUGGCUCUUUGCAAUUUCAAGCCCACUUGAAACUUGUUUUUUGUUUGGUAUUUUUUCAACAUCUCUGCAAGGUUUAAGUCCCCAUUUUUACAGUCUGUCCUCUACUACCUGCUGAUGGAAAAUUGUCCAAAACACUGACAACAUCUGCUCUUAUAACUUUACAGGAGAGUGUCAGUGGCUCCAUUUGGAUCUGAUAAAGGAGAUGCGAACCUUCUGCAAGAAGCUAUUCCCAGUGGUGGAGUAUGCCUACGCCUGUGUCCCCAGUUAUUCCAGUGGCCAAAUUGGAUUCAUGCUGUGCAGUAAAGAUCCUGUAAGUGCACCAGUCAUUCUCAUCUUGCAAUCCACAUGAGCACCUCUCCACACCUCUGGCUUAUUGUUAAACCAUUCUGUUGCACAAUUAUUAAUCUGCAAAGUCCAUCAGAUGACUAUUCUUAUUCUUCCAUGUCUUGUCUUAUUUAGGAAACCAAUUUCAGGGUACCAGAGGAUGUCCUCUCAAAAGAAGAAGUUGAAAACAUGGACUUUAGAUAUUACAACUCUGAAAUGCACAAAGCAGCUUUUGUCCUGCCUGAGUUUGCAAGAAAGGUAAAUGUUAUAAGAUCAAUUUAACCUCCUUUAACUGUGUGAAAUAAGUACUUGAAAGGAACAAAAAUAAUAUAACUUUAUUUCUACUUGAUCAUUGACAGGCACUCAGUGACGCAUGACCAGCAACAACAGACCAUCAUGUUCAUGAUCUACCCUGACCCACAGACCACAGAAAAACAGUCUGGAGACCUCAACAGGUUCAGCUCCACUGAAGAGAGUAGUCCUUCUCCUCCCUGUCCAGCAUACUGGUGGUGUUAAAAUUAGUUUCUUAGGUAAUAUUUGUGGUUUAUAUUUUAACUCUUCAAGUCUGUUAUGACAGUGUUUAGAUGACUAACUUUGAAGGCUCAACUAAGUGGGGAGAAAGCUGCCAUCAAACCUGACUGGAUUUGUUUCAUCCACACAAACAUGUCAUGUAAAAUACCAUGUAAUCUUUUGAUGCAUUCAAGUAAAAUAAAGUUGUGCUCAGCUCUUAA
Xyrichtys novacula (pearly razorfish) is the source of this 2543-nucleotide messenger RNA. The record is from the annotation of a GenBank genome assembly. Lineage: Eukaryota; Metazoa; Chordata; Actinopteri; Labriformes; Labridae.